GCCGACCGGCCGCGCGUCGAAGCGCUGUAGGCUUUUGGAGGCAAGCGCGGCCCCGGUUUGGCGCGCAUUGUUACAAGUAAAGAAAGUAGCGAGUUUGUUAAAUUUCCCAUUUUAAUAAACAAUCUUCCUUCGCCCCGGUCAUGUCCGAGGACGAGAAGAGCGCGACGGAGGCCGAGCGCCGUCAAAGCGAGGUGAAUGAUCCAUCGUUCUCGCCAAAUUCGCCGUCAAGAAACGCCGUCCCCAAGCCCGAGACCAAAGCACCAGACCCAGAGUAUGAGAACAAGAUGAAAACGGAUCGCUCGAACCGCUUCGAGUACCUCCUUCAGCAGACGGAGCUCUUCGCCCACUUCAUCCAGCCAGCGGCGCAGAAGACUCCCACGUCGCCGCUCAAGCUCAAGCCUGGGCGGCCGCGCGUAAAGAGUGAUGAGAAGCAGAGCCUGCUGUCGGUCGGCGACGCCCGCCACCGACGCACGGAGCAGGAGGAGGAUGAGGAGCUGCUCUCUGAGAGUCGGAAGAGCGCCAACGCUCUCCUCCGCUUCGAAGAGUCCCCUUCCUAUGUGAAGUGCGGCACGAUGAGGGAUUACCAGGUCAGGGGUCUCAACUGGCUCAUCUCCCUGUAUGAGAACGGCAUCAAUGGCAUCCUCGCCGACGAGAUGGGUCUGGGAAAGACACUGCAGACGAUCUCCCUGCUGGGCUACAUGAAGCACUACCGCAACAUCCCAGGCCCCCACAUGGUGCUGGUGCCUAAGUCCACGCUGCACAACUGGAUGGCCGAGUUCGAGCGAUGGGUGCCCUCGCUGCGGGCUGUCUGCCUCAUUGGAGACAAAGACCAUAGGGCGGCGUUCAUCCGCGACGUGCUGAUGCCGGGCGAGUGGGACGUGUGCGUCACCUCGUAUGAGAUGAUCAUCCGCGAGAAGUCCGUCUUCAAGAAGUUCAACUGGCGCUACUUGGUCAUCGACGAGGCUCACCGCAUCAAGAACGAGAAGUCCAAGCUGUCUGAGAUCGUUCGAGAGUUCAAGACGACAAAUCGUCUGCUGUUGACAGGGACGCCAUUGCAGAACAACCUGCAUGAGCUGUGGUCCUUGCUCAACUUCCUGCUGCCCGAUGUGUUCAACUCUGCAGAUGAUUUCGAUUCGUGGUUCGACACCAACAACUGCCUUGGCGACCAGCAGCUGGUUGAACGUCUGCACAUGGUGUUGCGACCAUUCUUGCUGCGUCGCAUCAAGGCGGACGUGGAGAAGAGCCUGUCCCCCAAGAAAGAGUGCAAGAUCUACAUCGGGCUCAGCAAGAUGCAGAGAGAGUGGUACACAAAGAUCCUGAUGAAGGACAUUGACAUCCUGAACUCAGCCGGCAAGAUGGACAAGAUGCGCUUGCUCAACAUCCUCAUGCAACUGCGCAAGUGCUGCAACCACCCGUACCUGUUUGACGGCGCGGAGCCUGGGCCGCCCUACACCACGGACACCCACAUCGUCAUCAACAGCGGCAAGAUGGUGGUGCUCGACAAGCUGCUGCCCAAGCUGCACGAGCAGGGGUCCCGCGUGUUGAUCUUCAGCCAGAUGACGCGCAUGAUGGACAUUUUGGAGGACUACUGCAUGUGGAAAGGGUACGAGUACUGCCGUCUCGAUGGCCAGACGCCGCACGAGGAUAGACAGGUAUCGAUUGCCGGCUUCAACGCUCCGGACAGCAGCAAGUUCGUGUUCAUGCUGUCGACGCGAGCUGGGGGCCUGGGCAUCAAUCUGGCCACAGCCGACGUGGUCAUCCUCUACGACUCUGACUGGAACCCCCAGGUCGACCUGCAGGCCAUGGACCGAGCUCACCGCAUCGGGCAGAAGAAGGUGGUGCGCGUCUUCCGCUUCAUAACAGAGAGCACGGUGGAGGACCGUAUCGUGGAACGUGCCGAGAUGAAGCUCCGCCUCGACUCAAUCGUCAUCCAGCAGGGCCGCCUGGUGGAUCAGGUGGCCAACAAGCUGGGCAAGGAUGAGAUGCUGCAGAUGAUUCGCUACGGAGCUACGCAGGUGUUCUCUUCAAAGGAGAGCCAGAUCACCGACGAGGACAUCGACGUCAUCCUCGAGCGCGGGGCCAAGAAGACGGCCGAGAUGAACGAGAAGAUGUCCCAGCUGGGCGAGAACACCCUGCGCACGUUCACCAUGGACACGGAGUCGAGUGUCUACAACUUCGAGGGGGAGGACUACAAGGCCAAGCAGAAGCUGAACAUGACUGAGUGGAUUGAGCCACCCAAAAGAGAGCGGAAGGCCAACUACGCGGUGGAUGCCUACUUCCGUGAGGCCCUCCGUGUGACGGAGCCAAAGGCCCCCAAGGCACCGCGCCCGCCCAAGCAGCCCAGCAUCCAGGACUUCCAGUUCUUCCCCCCGCGCCUCUUUGAGCUCUUGGAGAAGGAGAUCCUGCACUACCGGAAGACCAUUGGCUAUAAGGUUCCCCGGAACCCGGACGUGCCCAACCCCGCGGUGACGCAGAAGGAGGAGCAGGGAAAGAUCGACACGGCUGAGUCGCUCAAUGAGGAGGAGCUCGAAGAGAAGGAGAAACUACUCACACAGGGCUUCACGGACUGGAGCAAACGAGAUUUUAACCAGUUCAUCAAGGCCAACGAGAAGUGGGGUCGCGAUGACAUCGACAACAUUGCCCAGGAGGUGGAGGGCAAGACUCCCGAGGACGUCAUCGAGUACUCGGCGUUGUUCUGGGAUCGCUGCAACGAGCUGCAGGACAUCGAGAGGAUCAUGGCGCAGAUAGAGCGCGGGGAAGCGCGCAUUCAGCGCCGGAUCGGCAUCAAGAAAGCGCUGGACGCCAAGAUUGCACGCUACAAGGCGCCCUUCCACCAGCUACGCAUCUCGUAUGGCACCAACAAGGGCAAGAACUACACAGAGGAGGAGGACCGCUUCCUCAUCUGCAUGCUGCACAAGAUGGGCUUCGACCGUGAGAGCGUCUACGACGAGCUGCGCCAGUGCAUCCGCAACGCCCCGCAGUUCAAGUUCGACUGGUUCCUCAAGUCGCGCACGGCCAUGGAGCUGCAGCGGCGCUGCAACACGCUGAUCUCGCUCAUCGAGAAGGAGAACUCUGAGCUGGAGGAGAAGGAGAAGGCGGAGAGGAAACGACGCGGACCCAAGUCCUCCUCGGCGCAGAAGAGAAAGGCGGAAAACACCCCUGAUUCCCGUGGCCGCAAAAAGAAAAUGAAGCUGUGAUGGAAUCACGGACUUUCAGGAGCAGUGAGAUGUACGCCGGCACCGUGGGUCAGUCGGAAAAGUUGGGUUAGGAAGGGGGGGGGGGAUGGAGAGGGUAGAGGGGGAUAGAGCCAGUGGGGGGGCGGGGGGUGUGAGAUGAGGUGCGUGUGCGGGAUUUUACGUCUUCCCCAAACACGGCAGUUACAUUGGCAUCAGUGGCAGCGCCGGAGACGCCGCGCCGAUGCCGUGCUGUCCAGUUGACAGAGGAAAGAAAAACGUCUCCAGAGGAUCUUCAAUGUCACGCAAAGCAAUGAGUGUCAAGAUCAAGAAGAUUGUUUUUCCCCUAACAAUGACUUGUUUAUGUAAUGAGCUUCAGGAAAAAGCACCGACCGGGAAGGGUAAUGCGGCUUUUAUUUUGAAUUCACCAGCAGCGGUGUUUGUGAAUUCCUACACUCGGCAAACUCUCCCCACCCACCCCAACUCCUUCAAUUCCCCGAGGAAUGGUAGCUUCUGUAACGGUUGCUACAUUUCACACAAAGGCGCUUGCUCUCACACCUGAGCGAUCGGUUGGGAAACUUGGUCGCAUGCAACCAAGUCGUUUUUGGAUGUGCAGUCGGUUUGCGCGAGCAGUUGUGUGACCGUUUGCCGAUAUCGCAGAGGCUCGCCUUGCAAGCGAUCGGCUCGGAGAUUCACGGCCAUGCAUUUCCUCAGGUGCACGUUGAUUGGCCGUCACAAUCCUGACGCGGGGUCGAGGGUGGUGGUGGUGGCAACUCGCGAGAAGGAUGGCGCAGCUCUGCUGCUGUCGAGGGCAGUGCGCCAGACACUUUAGCCAUGACCAUGCAUCAAGCUCUUGAAAUGCAACUACUGGCUUAGAUGUGGGCAAAGCAGUCGUGGCCAAUUUAGCUGUGCAACUGAUCGUUUGCAGACAAGUGGGGCAUGCCAUUCCCUCACGGGUAGGCAGGGGGGGGGGUUGUCGCUGUAGUCCGAUGACCAACGCGGAUUGGUCCAAGUGAGGGGAUCACUUGGGGCUUCCACAGCGGAGUCGUAACCGUUGUAGCCACAGCGUCGUUAUGAGUCGGCGUGGGAGAGCGCCCUCGUUAAUUUUAUUUCGGAGUGGAAAUGUUUAUAGUGAACGAGACUUAGCCCCGUUUGUUGUACUGUUCGUGUAGGUGCUCCCCACCGAGUGCUUGUGUUAUUUUGUACUUUAGCCUUUUGACCAUUCCUAAAAUAAACUUGUUCAAAAAGAAGAUUCUGCUUGAUUGGUUGUUUUUGUCAGUUUAGCCCUCCGAUGUGUUUUCAAAAUAUGUAGACGCUACAUACCUGUCAACCCAUGCGGUUUAUCCGUAUUCUUGUACAGGGAAAUUGAGUUUUCAGGUCCCUACAGCGUACAGCCGUUUCAAUACGGGCAAAACUAAUUUUUGUGUUUCUCCCUUAUGAUGGGACUUUGUAGGAUGAACGUUGAGAUUCAAAGGGCACGGGGUGACCAAUAAUGUCUGAAAUGGUCUGUAAUUAGGUAGGCACUGAUAAGGGGUUGACAGAUAUGACACUAUGCCCCCCUUAACACAUCUGUUCCGGUAUAAGUAUUUGUCUCAUUCAGGCUGUUGUCGACCUACAUGUAAACACAAAUAGUAAAUACGUACACAUUUAAAAGAACACUUUUGCGGUCUGCAAUGAAUAUCACACCGAGUGAAACAAAUAUAGAAAUUAUUGAGUAAUGUACACGGCAAAUCUAAAUGAUUGCAUUCCAUCUGUAACAUUUUGCAAGGGUCGUGCAAGAUUUAGUUGGGGAUUUUAAGUAACUUAAGAAGGGUGGCAUAAUUUACUGUGGGAGAUCGUUCUAUUGAUGCUAUCAAAUGUCAGUAAUUUGUAACCGCUAUAUUACAAAUGUAGCAAAGUUUGUUUAUUUGGCAUUGUUCUUCUUGGUUCUUUCGGUAAAGUCACGUAGAAUUGAAAUAAUAAAAUAAUAAAACCUGA
Messenger RNA from Lethenteron reissneri (Far Eastern brook lamprey), 5150 nucleotides. RefSeq names its product SWI/SNF-related matrix-associated actin-dependent regulator of chromatin subfamily A member 5-like. Gene Ontology annotation, molecular function: histone binding; nucleosome binding; ATP-dependent chromatin remodeler activity. Gene Ontology annotation, cellular component: chromatin; nucleus. NCBI's taxonomy places the organism in Eukaryota, Metazoa, Chordata, Hyperoartia, Petromyzontiformes, Petromyzontidae. Gene Ontology annotation, biological process: nucleosome organization. The record is from RefSeq and is a predicted model, not a curated record.